AUGAGACAAAAGGACUCCGAGAAGGGAUUCUUCCGAAAGUACUUUCUGGAAGGUCAGCACUUGGACGAGAGCACUCAACAGCAAGAGCUACCAAAAGACGCCGAUUUCUUGGACGUUAUUUUGAUAAAGUACAGAAAAUAUGUAGCCGUUUUGAUUCCCCUUGUAGUAAUGCAGGCGUUUUGGUGGUUGACAGCCAUUCGCUACUCAUGGUUUCAGCUUUAUCGUACUCAUUGGGAACUGCCGGCUAUCAUGUUGUUAGGGUCUACUGUGGCAGGCAUGACUUCGGAAGGCGGUGGAGCUGUUGCGUUUCCUGUGAUGACUCUUGGGUUGAAGUUAGC
This is a messenger RNA of Cooperia oncophora, 338 nucleotides long. Lineage: Eukaryota; Metazoa; Nematoda; Chromadorea; Rhabditida; Trichostrongylidae. The record is from the annotation of a GenBank genome assembly.